Homarus americanus (American lobster) is the source of this 9806-nucleotide messenger RNA. Its product is annotated as protein dachsous-like. The transcript is spliced from 17 exons. The coding region runs from base 26 to 8206 and encodes 2726 amino acids. Gene Ontology annotation, biological process: homophilic cell-cell adhesion. The record is from RefSeq and is a predicted model, not a curated record. Lineage: Eukaryota; Metazoa; Arthropoda; Malacostraca; Decapoda; Nephropidae. Gene Ontology annotation, molecular function: calcium ion binding. Gene Ontology annotation, cellular component: plasma membrane.
GUGACCCUAAUUGGCAUUGUCCUCUAUGUUCCAGGUGUCAGCGACGGAUCCGGACUGCGGAGUGAACGCCAUGGUGAACUAUACCAUAGGGGAUGGAUUCAAGCGCUUCAAAGAGUUCGAGAUACGGCCAAUGACGGGGGACAUCUGCAUCUCUGGCCAGCUGGACCACGAAACACGAGCGGUCUACGAGUUCCCUGUCGUGGCCACGGAUAGAGGUGGGCUCAGUACAACAGCCGCCGUCAAGAUACAGUUACUAGACGUCAACGACAACCGCCCAACGUUCUACCCCCAGCAGUACAAUGUAUCCCUCCGCGAGCAACACAGGUCCUCCUCCUCACCUGUCGUGGUGGUCGUCGCUACAGAUAAGGACGCCGGUAUCUACGGACAGGUGACCUACGAGAUCGUGGGCGGUAACGACGCUGGCAUCUUUCGCAUCAACGGGAAAUCAGGGGAGAUCUUCGUCAAACAGCCUCUCUCUAAGGCCACACCCAUGUACCACAUCAACGUGUCUGCCCGUGACGGUGCUGGACUCAGGUCCGUGGUGGAUGCCGAGGUAGCCAUCUCCGUGAUCGACACCAACCAGGAGCCGCCCAUCUUCGAGAAGCCCCGCUACAUCUUUGGCGCCAACGAGAGCGUCUCCCAAGGCACCGUCGUCGGUACUGUCACCGCCACGUCCAGCGGUAGGGGUGGCGGCGAGGUGAGGUACAACAUAUACUCCGGGGACCCCAAUGGUUACUUCAGUAUAGACAGCCUGAGUGGUAUGUUGAGCACCGCCUCGCCCCUCGACCAUGAGUCACACCCCUUCGUCCUGCUCAAUGUCCUCGCUACUGCCGGUAACCCACCCACCUACGGUCACACUCAGGUCAACAUCAGUAUUUACGACGUGAACGACAACGCCCCGGAGUUCGAUGUGAACUCCGUCAAGAUCUCGGUGCGGGAGAACGCAGAGCUCAACAUCGCCAUCUACGCCACCCACGCCACCGACCACGACUCCGGCGAUAACGGCGUCAUCACCUACACCCUCGUCCAGAACCCCGGCAAUGUGUUCAUCAUAGAAGAGGAUCAGGGCAUCCUCAAGUUGACUGAACAGCUGGACUACGAGGAUGUACAGAAGUACACGGUGGUGAUCGGGGCGCACGACCAGGGUGUUCCCCGCCUCUCCUCCAACCUGACGGUGAACCUGGAAGUGCAGGACGUCAACGACAAUCCUCCCGUGUUCGACAAGACGUCCUAUGUGGUGAGCGUCCUGGAGUCCCUACCGGCCAACUCUCAGUUCCUGCAGGUGACCGCGGUCGAUUUAGACACGGGCAACAAUGCCAGGCUGACCUACACCAUCAGGGAGAAGGAGUUUGAGAACAUCUUCGGCAUUUUCCCCAACUCUGGCUCACUCUACCUGAAGGAGGUGCUGGAUCGUGAGACCCGGGACCGGUACGUACUGACGGUAGUAGCUACGGACAACGGAACCCCCGUCUCCACAGCUUCCACCACCGUCACCAUCAACGUCCUCGACGCCAACGACAACACUCCUUCUUUCUCCAGACAGGUGUACGAGUUCACGGUGGAGGAGAACUUGGACUCCGGGGCGGUGGUGGGCAGCGUGACGGCCGAGGACCGCGACCUUGGCAACAACGCCUCCCUCAGGUUCUCUCUCACACCAGCAGAUGGCUCUUUCCAGAUCAACCCCGUCACAGGAGAGAUCGUAACCCGCGUGGCCCUGGACAGAGAGCUGAAGGCGGUGUACGAGGUGACGGCGGAGGUGCACGACGAGGGGCGGCCGCCACGUCACGCCCGCGCCACCGUCAGAGUCCUCGUCACCGAUGUUAACGACAACUCCCCAACCUUCAUCGAGCCCCGUGAGCCAUCAGUCAGCGUCAGGGAGGAACAACCCGCCGGCACCGAGGUCCUGCAGGUUCGAGCGACAGACCGGGAUGAGGGCAACAACGCCUCCAUCACCUACUCCUUCAUCACCAGCGACGACAAUGAUGAUGACAGUGCCUUCAACAUCAACCCGACCACCGGUGUUAUCACCACCACCAAGAUUCUGGAUCACGAGGUGAAGCAGGUGUACCGCGUCACAGUGUUGGCCAGUGACCAAGGAAACCCGCCCAAAAACGUCACCAAGGUCAUACAGAUAGAGGUGUUGGACCUAAACGACAAUCGGCCCACCUUCCCCGCGUCGUCGAUGGUCUUCAAGGUGAAAGAAGGUGUGAAGGUGGGCGAGGAGGUGGGUUCUGUCAUCGCUGUGGACAGGGACGCCGGAGAAAACGGCCGUGUCACUUAUACCAUCCUCACUGGCAACACCUACGGCACCUUUGAUAUCAACAAGACGACGGGGCAGGUGUUCACUGCUAAACAGGUAGAUUACGAGCUGGCCACGGAGUACAUGCUGCAGGUGAAGGCUGUUGACUCCUCAGCCACUAACCCCCAGAGCUCCAUCAUCAACGUCAAGAUAGAAGUCCAGGAUGAGAAUGAUCAGUCUCCCAUCUUCAAAGAUGAUCCUAUCAUUUUCUCUAUCAGCGAGAACACAGUUAUCGGUACACCAGUGUGGAACUUCACUGCCACCGACCUGGAUUCAGGUGACAAUGGAUAUGUACAGUACUCACUGACGCAGCAGAGGCCCAAGAAGGUGUUCAAAUUGGACUCAACGACUGGGAUGUUGACCCUGAUGGCGCCCCUUGACCACGAGGAGCACCAGGAGUACACGCUCGUAGUGACGGCUGCUGACCAGCCCCGGGACGAGACCCACAGCCGUCAGGCUUCUGUCACCGCGCGCAUAUUGAUCGAGGACUACAACGACAACUCGCCCAAGUUCGUAUCACGGGGACGUGUUGACAUCAUGGAGGAUGAGCCUCGAGGAUACCCGGUCCUACACGUCAUUGCAACUGACGAGGACUCGCGUGAUAAUGGCCGCGUCACUUAUAUCAUCAGUUCUGGUAAUGAAGAUGCUAGUUUUGCUCUUCACUACGAAACAGGAGUGUUGAGUAUAGUAAAAGCCUUGGACCGCGAGCGUGCCACUCAGUAUCGCCUCAAUGUGACCGCAAGUGACCACGGUCAACCUCCACGUUCUGCUGCGCAGGUCAUAGAAGUCUUCAUUGAAGAUGUCAAUGAUAACCCUCCCAAGUUUAGUCAGCCUGUGUACCGGGCCAAUGUCUCCGAGGGAGCUCCUCCAGGAACCUCCGUCAUUCGUGUGACAGCGUCAGAUCGUGAUCAUGGUACCAACAGCAAUCUGACCUACAUCAUCCCAGCGGGGAUCGGUGACAACAAGUUUCGCAUCAACCCAGCCACUGGAGCCAUCCACACUGUGGCCACACUGGACCGCGAAGAAAAAGACCAGUUCACUCUGACUGUAUAUGUGCGUGAUGGAUCCUUCCCGGCUCAGUACGACACUGCUUCUGUCUUGGUAACACUUACAGACGUCAAUGACCACGCUCCCGAGUUCCGUGACUCCUGCUACCCCUUGCGUGUGCCGGAGAACACUGACCUCUCCGUCAUUCACACAGUGUUAGCCACUGACAGAGACGCAGGACUCAAUGGCAAGGUCAGAUACUCCAUAACAGAUGGUAACGUCAACAACAAAUUUAGUAUUGGGUCAUAUUCUGGGCAGCUGUCUUCUCGACCUCUAGAUCGAGAGGCACACGCCAAGUAUUUCCUGGUGAUCACGGCAGAAGACCGGGCAUCCUCGGCCCUUCGUGGUAUCUGCAACAUCACCAUAACAGUCGAGGACCAGAAUGAUAACGACCCCAAGUUCUCCCAGAACCGGUACACGUCCACUCUGCCUGAGGACGCCCUGCCGGACACGACGGUGUUAACUGUGAGGGCUGUGGACGAGGACCACGGUGAGAACGCCCGUAUCACCUACUCCCUCAGUAACGAGACUCAGUGGCUCUUCAAGAUAGACAAUGAGACUGGUGUCAUCACAACUGCUGGGUACUUCGACCGAGAGAAACAGAAUGUGUACACAUUCGAGGUGCGGGCGACUGACGGCGGGCGGUAUGACUCUCGCUCGGAGAAGGCACAGGUACAGAUCACCAUUACUGAUGUGAAUGACAAUAAGCCAGUGUUCACACAGUACCCGUUCACCGUGGACGUGCCCGUAUAUUCCCAGCCCGGUCACCAGCUGCUCCAGGUCUCCGCCACCGACAAAGAUGAGGGGGUCAACGCCGAUAUUGUUUUUAGCUUGGUGGAUGAACCGGCCAACAAUAAGUUCCGAAUCACCCCUGAGACCGGGAUUGUGACAGCCACUAGCCAACUGGGCCUGGAGAGUGGCCGCAUCUUCCAUCUCGAGGUGGUGGCCCAGGACCGUGGCCGUCCUCCACAGUCUUCCACGGGCCUCGUAGAGAUACGGGUCGGAGACGCCACUUCAGCCACCACACUUCAAUUCCAGAAUUUUACCUACUCCGCCGAAUUGGGUGAGAACGCACCUGCUGGCUCAGACGUGGUGAAAGUUGGCGCCUUCCGCUCUGAUCGUCGAAAACAGAGAAUAGCAUACAGCUUUGGCUCUGGAAACGAGGACCACAUCUUCGACAUAAACAGUAACAAUGGCCUGAUCCGUGUGCGAGACCCUCGACGCCUGGACUAUGAGACUAUCCCAAGGAUGAGGCUCAUCGUGGUGGCUCAGGCAGAGGGAGAGACGCCCCUCUAUGCUUACACCAGCGUCUGGAUCACACUUGUUGACAUGAAUGACAAUGCCCCUCGCUUCACACAGGACCGCUACGUGUCUUCCGUCUGGGAGGGCUACAAUAAGGGGGCCUACGUCAUGCAGGUGUCGGCUACUGACGACGACACAGGAGUUAAUGCCAACAUCGUCUACCACAUCGUCGACGGCAACCAUGAUAACGCCUUCGUCAUCGACCCGCCCUUCUCUGGAAUCGUUAAGACCAACAUCGUGCUGGACCGGGAGAUCCGCGACGCCUACAAGUUAACCAUCAUCGCCACAGACGAGGGCGUGCCUCAGCUGACUGGCACCUGCACCCUCAGGAUCAACAUCGUGGACGCUAAUGACAACCAGCCAACCUUCCCUCCACACUCCAUUGUCCAAGUCUCUGAAGGUGCGGAGGUGGGUACCGUCAUCACCACCAUCACCGCCAAUGAUGUGGACACCAACCCGGCCAUCACCUACAACUUCGCGGCAGACGGCAACCCUCACAAUAUGUUCAGCAUCGACAAGUUCAGUGGCAAGAUCACCCUGGCAGUGCCGCUGGACCACGAGGCUCGUGCUGAGUACAUGCUGCAGGUGGAGGCGUCAGACACCGCCCAUGUGGCCACCACCUCCAUCACCGUCCAGGUAGUUGAUGAGAAUGACAACAGCCCCAUCUUCACCCAACAGGCCUACCAAGUGGCCCUCCCAGAGCUGUCUGUCUCUGGCACCUCUGUCAUACGGGUAAACGCAACAGACGCUGACGCAGGGAACAAUGCUCGUGUAUCAUACAGUCUGGGCACAUCAUCGGACGGCGGGUUCUACAUCAGCGAGAGGACAGGUGUCAUUUUCACCAACUCCUCCAUCCAUUACAACCCCCGCCACCCUGUCAUCCAGCUGGUGGUAACCGCCAGGGACGGUGGAAGACCUUCCCUCGCCGCCGUCGCUGCCGUCAGGAUACAAGUCACUGACGUCAACGACAAUGCCCCAAAGUUCUCCCGAGAAGUUUACACAGCCCAUGUGAGCGAAGAUGCCCCUCGAGGUCACCCAGUCACCCGUGUGUCUGCCUCUGAUAUGGAUGAGUCGCGCCACAACCGUAAUAUCGACUACCGACUGGUGGGCGGUAACGAGCUUGGUGCUUUUCAGAUCACUAGCAGCACUGGGGAGAUCAUCCUGGUGAAGAGGCUCGACCGUGAGGAAUGGGCUGAGUUCCGCCUGGUAGCUCUGGCCACCGAUCGAGGACGACCCGCGAGAAAUGCCACAGCGGAGGUGAUCAUCACCGUAGAUGAUGUUAAUGACCAUGCCCCCAUUUUUAACCAGAGCGAGUACGCUGUCACUGUGAGUGAGUCUCUGAGCCUGGGUGCAUCAGUCCUGCAGGUGCUGGCCUCAGAUAAUGAUGCCGGGGACAAUGCACGCAUCAACUAUGACAUUACAUCAGGGAACGAUCGCCAGGUGUUUGCUCUGGACUCCGAGACAGGUGUGGUCACUCUGCGAGAGGCUCUGGACUAUGACAGUGUAGCUGAAUACCGCUUUAUUGUCCGGGCAACUGAUAGUAACCGCCACCAUCCAUUGUCAGCUCUGGCCACGGUGCAUAUCACACUGGAAGACGAGAAUGAUAACGCUCCACAAUUCCCUGUUGACAAGUAUCUUGAGUUUGUGGGCGAGAAUGCUCCUGUCGGCACCUCGGUGUUUACUGCACAUGCUAAUGAUGCCGACAGGGGACAGUAUGGAGCACUCAACUACUCCAUACCUGGAGGCAAGGACAUGGACAAGUUCAGUGUUGACUACAAGACGGGUGUCGUAGUCACUAAGGCAAUGUUCGACUAUGAGGAUAAGCAAGCUUAUUCAUUCUUGCUCCGUGCAAUUGAUGCAGGAGGCAAGUCCUCUGUGGUCACUGUCCAGGUCAACGUGGACAGCCAGGAUGAGUUUGCACCUGAAUUCUUAGAACGUAACUAUUUCUUUCCUAUACCACCCAACAUGGAGGUCGGGAUGGUGGUGGGGCGAGUGGAGGCCACAGACAAGGAUGAGGGCCCCGAUGGCCGUGUCUUCUACUCCCUCCGUACAUCAUCUAACACAUUCAAAAUUAAUCGCACUUCUGGAGAGAUCACUGUGCGACGAACUGGUGCAGGCGAGGAGGGGCUCACACGGUUGGAGGUGGUGGCCACAUCAGGACUGGUGGGAUCUCUCAGUGCCGUGGCUGUAGCUGAGGUGAGUGUCGGAGGAAAGAACGGAACAUGGAACAACACGACACCUCCAACUACCGGGGGCCAGGACUCAGGAGGCCUUGCCACCUGGGCGAUCGGUCUGCUUAUUGCCCUCAUCUUCCUAGUGAUCAUCUUUGGAGGAGCAUUUUUGUUCUUGUACCGACGGAACAUUCGUGCUCGGAAACCUGCAAUGGCCGACCAGUUUGAUACUUCCUUUGACACUAUAGACAUCCGACCUCCACCCACACCACAACCAGACCUGUCCCAAUAUCCACCGCGCUACAACGACCUACCUCACUAUGACCACCAUGGGGAGCGCAGCCAUCACCAUGGCAACACCACAUCAGAGAUGAGUGAACAAAGCCAGAGUGCCAGCAGCGGACGGGGCAGUGCUGAUGACAACGAAGAUGUGGAGGACGAGGAGAUCCGCAUGAUCAAUGAGGGUCCUCUUAUACAACAGCAGAAGUUGAGGGAAAGACUUGGCCUGCCUGACUCCGGAAUUCGUGAUGAUGACAACAUGAGCGACGUUUCUGUACACAACACUCAGGAAUACCUGGCAAGACUCGGUAUUGACACUACCAAAAGUGAGUCGACCAAGGGCUCACAGGACCUGGCGCACUCCAUGGAAAGUAUGCACAUGUUCGACGACGAAGGUGGAGGAGAGGCAGAUGGCAUGGAUAUCAGCAAUCUUAUUUAUGCUAAGCUAAACGAGGUCACACCAGAGGAAGAAUCCUCCAUAAUGGACGGCACACGGGCAUUUGGAUUUGGUGAUGAGAGUCAACCCUCCAUGACGGGUUCUCUUAGUUCUAUCGUCCACAGUGAAGAGGAGUUGCAGGGUUCUUACAAUUGGGACUACUUGUUGGACUGGGGGCCGCAAUAUCAGCCUCUGGCUCACGUUUUCUCUGAAAUUGCCCGCCUCAAGGAUGACUCUGCACCUAACUACAGUAGGGAGCCAAUGAAAAAGACGCUGAAUCCACAGGUGAAGACGAUCCCACCACCACUGCUGACGAGCGUGGCGCCGCGCUCCAUUGCCCCUGUGGCGCUCAGCUCGGUGCGCACUAGUCAGUUGACGCUCCCAUCCCUGCCUCGCUCCCCCAUCAGCCACGAGUCCUCCUUCACCUCCCCUGCCAUGUCACCAUCCUUCAGUCCUUCCCUCUCCCCGCUGGCCACCCGAUCCCCAUCCAUUUCGCCGCUGAUGACCCCAGGAAGCGUCAGCCAUACCACAUCUCCUGCCGCCGCUGCUGCUGCUGCUCAGACUUCGGCCACGUCCACGCCACACCAUGGUCGACCAGUUGGUCAGCGGCCAGGGCCGACAGGGCUUAUGGCCGGGGCUUCAUCGGGCUCAGAAACAGAACUCAGGAUAUAGCCGUCACUAUACCCUCUUCUUUACCACUACCACUUCUACCACCACCACCAUCACCCUCACCAGCACCACCACCAUAACCACAGCAGCCUGCCCCUACCCCAACGCCCACACUAGACUGCCCCGGCUCCAAACAAAGGACCCUGCCCCCUGCCUCAACAGACUCCAGACUUUACCUUGUUAGUGGCCAAAUUACGAAUGUGAUAUAGUUAUUGGUGUGACGUUGCCAAAUGUGCUUCAUCGCAUGGUACAUUACGUGUGUGUGUUCUGUGUAUAUUUGUGAAUAUUUAAAUAUUAGAAUCAAAGCUGGCAUGGAAAAAGAGUGAGAGUGGGGCGCUCCCUCUUGUCAGGUCCUCACCUGAUGGAGGCUCUUGGGCGAAGAAAGUGGCAGUGUGUUUGAUAAGGUGACAUUAAUGGUGAGUGUCAGUGACUGUGUAAGCACUGUUGAAUCUACCACCUGGUGAGAACAGCCGUCACCAUCAUGUAGCCGGUGCGACUUGAUGCCUUUAUUGAAUUGUACCUCAGUAAUCAGUGUUUGUUGAUCAUUUGCUCGUUAUACCAGUGCUCGUUAACUAGUGUUGUUAAGCAGUGCAUCGGUGACCGACGAUGCGUGACGAAGUCUGAUGGAGUCACCAAAAAACAACCAACCAGUUACUAAGCGUGCCAGAGCUGUGAGCCAUGAGGCCGCCUCACAGACAAGUAUCUUAUAUCCGUGUGCGGUGUAGCGGAACUCUGCUGCACCUCAGUGAUGGUAACAUAAACCUAUCAGUGUGUCAUCCGCCCCUCACGCCCACGUCGCUGUGGCUGUGUACUCAUUUUGUUCUCCAGUGAUAACUCAAAUCAGUGUUUUUAGUGAAAUAAACACCCAGUGCAAAUAAAUAUAGAGCUUCGAUAAAGGUGCCCUGUUUGAAAAAUAAGGGUGCUAACUGUAUCACCUCAGAAGUUAUUUGCCAAAUGUGUCACACAAGGAAUGUUAUGCCAAUGAACCUGCCCAUAGUGGCGCAGUGCCAAGGUAGUUACCACACCUACGACCCCUCGCCGGCAACAUGUUCUGCCUCCUGCACUACCGGGUCUUCCUGUUAGUGUGAACCUCUGUACUUUCCCACAUCCUCUCCUGGAUACCCUUCCUUCCUUCCUUUUUUUCUAUUAUAUGUGUGAUAAAAUCCCCUACACCUUCCUUUCAAUAAGGUUUUGUCCUCUCACUCUCCUAUUCAGGCUAGGGUGAUGUCGACCUUCCAGGGUGCAGACACACACCACCUCACUGUCCACGGCUCUGCUGAACAUUACCUCUGACAGUAGUGACAUUUUGCUGCAUUACCCAAGGAGAUAAUAUUUUAGCUGAUUUUGGUAACAUGACUGUCUCUCCUCCAAAGCUGCUCAUGUUUACAUAACUUUACCUUAUCCACUGGCCAAGACCCACUUCUCUUCACCAUACUGACAAAAGAUUGCUGGAUGUUGGAUCUCUAAGUCUAAGGAAACAAACUGUGUGCUAAAGCCAAGCAGUGUGAGUCUUGCUUUGAGUCUAAGGAUUAUUUCUCUCCCGCUCUCCGUCUUCUCUUAUUUAUCCUCAGUUAUACCAAAGUUAUAAAAUGCUUGAUUUACU